UUUUUCCUAGAUUAUCUGUAAAAAUCCAGUAUUUAAGUGUUAAAAUUUGAUUCAUUCAAAUUCCUAAAAAAGCCUCUGUUGAAACAUGUCAGUAGGCCAUUUAUGGCCUGUGAACUGCCAUUUUGCAAUGACUAGAUAGAGAAUUUUUGACCUGAAAGAGGCCAUAUGGAUUCUAUACUGGGGUCUGCAAACAGAUAACAUGACUGGCAGAUGACUUAAUUGUGUGAGGUGAAGACGUUGGUGAAUUGGAGAGCCAAUACCUCAAAGACAAGCAACUUAAUUUUGAACAAUAUAUAUAUUAUUUUUUGAGAUGGUGUCUUGCUCUGUUGCCCAGGCCGGAGUGCAGUGAUGUGAUCUUGGCUCACUGCAACCUCUGCCUCCCAGGUUCAAGCAAUUCUCCUGCCUCAGCCUCCUGAGUAGCUGAGAUUACAGACAUGUGCCACCACUCCUGGCUAAUUUUUGUAUUUGUAGUAGAGACGGGUUUUCACCAUGUUGGCCGGGCUGGCCUUGAACUCCUGACCUCAGGUGACCCUCCUGCCUCAACCUCCCAAAGUGCUGGGAUUACAGGUGUGAGCCACCACGCUUGGGCGAAUCUUUUCAUCUUGAAAAUAAAUUAUUUGUGGAAUUUAAUCUAACUCUAUUUUAUACAUUAUGAAAAUGAGGCCCCAAGUAGUUAAGUCCCUAUUCACAUAGGAAUAGAACCAGUGCCCUUUUGGGCAUUCUUUCAUGUAACAAUUCCACUUAUAGAAUCAGAAACUGUAACAGAAAUGAAACUUUCUUGAUUUCUAGAACUGACUUUAAUGUCUGACUCUGAAUACCCAGCCUACCUCCUUACAGAUCAUUUCAGACAUCUUCUGGUAAAUUGAGAAUCAAUCCAGUAAUUUUGAGUGGAUAUAAUUUCAGCCUUAUUGAUUCAUCUUGGGCCCAUUCAAAACUCUCUAAACUUCCUGCCUCUUCUUCCCCAAAGCUGAUCCAAUUCCUAGAGAAAUUGUACAGCCACAGCUAGGAAGAGGUGAGGUUGGCAGUGACCAUUUUUGUGAUCUCAUCAGGUCUUACUGGCAUCAUCUGAUGCCCCUUGUGAGCCUGGAUACUUUCCUUUCACUCUUGGAUCCUCAGACAGCUCAGGAGACUGAUGGGACACCCCUCCUGCCUAUUGCCAUCUCCUACCAUCUCUCUUGCCUUCUGCAGGCCCAGUUGUUUCUUUCAGAAGCCCUCUAAACUUUUGAAGGGGAUCCUCAUAUAUUUCCUUCCUUAAGAGAAGGUUUGCAGUAGGGGAGACAAAAACUUGACUAAGUGGUAGAUAAGGCACCAAAGUGAGUCAUGCACACUCUCACCUGCUCACUCCCUCCUCUGUCUGCCAUUCAUGCCAAGUCCCCUUUUAAAAGCCCUUGCUCUCUGCUCCAGAAGCAAAGAGGUACCCUAAGGCAGGAAGCCCAUACUUUUCCCCUUAAGCUAGCUUUGGAAUCAAAAGUCACUUUCUUUCUACCAAAUCUUGCUUUUUUCUUUUUUUUGAGGCAAAAUCUCUCUGUUGCCCAGGCUGCAGUGCAGUGGCACGAUCUUGGCUCACUGCAACCUCCGCCUCCUAGAUUCAAGUGAUCCUUCCAUCUCAGCCUCCAGAGUAGCUGGGAUUACAGGCACCUGCCCCCUUGACUGGCUAAUUUUUUUCUAUGUUUAGUAGAGAUGGGAUUUCACCAUGUUAACCAGGCUGGACCAGACCUUGCUUCUGUUAACUGAACGCUACAAAUGGCGAGCAACUAUACCUGAAAUUUAGCUACACUACUUUCUUUAAAAAAAAAAAAAAAAGGCGCUGGCUGCACGCAGUGGCUUAUGCUCGUAAUCCAGCACUUUGGAAGGCUAAGGUGGGUGGAUCACUUGGGGUUAGGAGUUUGAGACCAGUCUGAGCAACAUGGUGAAACCCUGUCUCUAUUAAACAUACACAAAUCAGCUGGGUGUGGUGGCGGGUGCCUGUAAUCCCAGCUACUUAGGAGGCUGAAGCAGGAGAGUAACUUGAACCUAGGGGGCAGAGGUUGCAGUGAGCCAAGAUCUGGCCACUGUACUCCAGCCCGGGAACAGGGCAAGACAGUGUCUCAAAAAAAAAAAAAAAAAAGUGAAAAAACAAAAACAAAAGCCUUAUCUUUGCAGGACAGGGGAGUCCCCCCAAACUGGGACUUAGCCCGGAAGAGUUCCUGGCUUUGCCCAAGGAAAGAAUUCCAGGGUGAGCCAGUGGUAUUCGGAAUCUUUUAUUGAAUAGUGCUGUUCCUUGUGGAGUAGGGCUAACUCAUAGGCUAACGCAGCAUGGGUUGUUGUAUGGGAUGUUGGCAACUGUAUUUAUACUCACUUCUGAUCCCUUCUCAGCCUUGUGGCUAAGAUCAAGUGUAGUAUACUCAUCCUACCCACUUUCAAUCACACAUAAAUUAAGGGGCGGGUUAAUGCAAAUUAAAAAAAAAAGGGGGUGGGUUUUUAGAGCUUCAUAGGAAAGGGAUGGCAACUUCCUCUUCAUUGCCAAGACAUUUGUAAACAGUCAUGGCGCUGGUGGGAGUGUCUUAUGAUAAUGUGGAAUGGGGACAGCUAGGGGUGUGCUUUUGUCCCUGUCUGCUGGUUCAUGCCAGUUUUUUCCACUUUAUCCUGUCUGGACCAGAUCCUGUUUUGGUCAGCAGGGUUGUGACCCGAAGGUAAGUCCUGCCAUUCUCCUGUCUCACCAGGACUCUGGCAGCCAUUUUAGCUCCUUUGAGCCCCAGUCUCCUGUGUAUGGAGUUGAGUAAAAGUUUGGGUGGUUGUGAGGAUUCACUGAGGUAAUGCCUGUGAGUGUCCAGUAAUUGUUAGACUCCCACAUUCCAAUCCCUCUGCCCCUCCCUCCAGAACCUUUCACUGUGACCUUAGGAGAUUCUGAGAAUGAUUUUCUCAGAGUAGGGCUUCUAGUAGCUGAUGGUAUGGUGGCAGGAGUGAAGUUAAGCCCUUUCUUGCCUUGUUACUGAAGAAAUCUAUUUGUUUCUAGUAUUACUGAAUUCCUGGGGGCUAGUUGUGCCAUUUGCCCACCCAGGAACCAUGAAGAGAUAUAUGGUAACUCAUGCCUGGCAGCUCCUGAAGAAGGAACUGGGACUGUACCAGCUUGCCAGGGAUAUCGUGAUAAUGAUCCGAGUGUGUAAAAUGUUCCGCCAAGGCCUCAGGGGAUUCCGGGAAUAUCAAAUCAUUGAGACUGCUCACCGGAAGCACCCUGCCUUCUCCUUCUGGGAUAAAAAGAGGCAAAGCCGAGUCACAUUUGAUACCAAGGACUUCAUUGCAGAGAAGGGUCACUUUCCUCCAAGAGCUAUUCAGAUCAUGCAGAAGAAGCCUUCCUGGAGGACAGAGGAUGAGGUCCAGGCUGUCUGUAACAUCUUACAGGUUCUGGAUAGCUAUCGGAACUUUGAGGAGCCCCUACAGCUGCUCCUGGCCAAAGUCAUGCGCUUUGAACGGUUUGGUCGCAGGCGUGUGAUCAUCAAGAAGGGGCAGAAGGGCAACAGCUUUUAUUUCAUCUACCUGGGUACAGUUGCAGUGACCAAGGAUGACGACGGCAGCAGUGCCUUCCUAGAUCCCCACCCGAUAUUGCUGCACAAGGGUGGCUAUUUUGGGGAAAUGGGCCUUCUGGAUGCUUCAGUGAGGAGGGCCACCAUUGUCUGUAUGGAAGAAACGGAGUUCCUGGUUGUUGACAGGGAGGACUUCUUUGCUUAUAAGCUGGACCAGGAAGUUCGGAAGGAUGCUCAGUGUCAGUUUGAAUUUUUUAGGAAGAUGGACCUGUUUGCAUCAUGGUCUGAUAAGAAGCUCUGGCAGCUCAUAGCCAUGGCAAAGAUAGAGAAGUUCUCAUAUGGGCAGCUGAUCUCAAAAGACUUUGUAGAGUCAUCCUUUAUCAUGUUUAUCAGCAAGGGCAGCUGUGAAGUCCUGCGGCUGUUGGACCUUGCUGCCUCCCCUUCCUACCACAAGUGGGUCUGGCAGCACCUGGAGCUGAUCCAUGACAGGCCUCUGAUGACCCACCUAAGUGAAUACUCUCCUUUGGAAAGAUACAAUGAAUUCCAGAUCAAAUCAUAUCCUCUACAAGACUUUAGCUCCUUGAAACUUCUGCAUCUCCAAAAAGCCUGGGAGCUACAGGGGACAAGCUUCAGCAGGAAGAUCAGAACCUCAGGAGACAGUGUCCCCAAGAUGCUGGGCCCAAAGAUCAAAUCCAAGCCUACUCAGACCAUCAAAUGCAACAUGAUCAAUACCAACCUUGGUGAGCUCCCCAAAGAGGCUGUAGUGGGGGCCUACGUGAAGGUGCAUACCGUGGAGCAGGGAGAAAUUUUGGGCCUUCACCAGAUCUUCCUUCCAGAGGGUGAACACGACACACGACCCUUCAUCCUGUUGAGCCUGGGAAAUGAGAUGAUACGGAUAAGGAAGGAAAACUUUUAUAAACUGAUUGACAAUGAUGACGAGAUGAUAAACAAGUUGUUAAAGCUCAAUAUUGCAUACCCCAGUGAUGAAGAUAUGUGCCAGAAGUUCGUCCAGGAGAACAGCUGGAAUGUCUUUCGGAAGGAUCUGUUGCAGCUGUUAGUAAAGCAUCGCCAAAGUUCACCGUUCACCCCAAUCCGGCCCAAGAAGAAAGGGAUAUACGACCCUAGGUCUGUGGUCCUGAAUUUGUGCAGCAUCAACAAGACGACUAAACCUUGUUAUCCCAUUUUUAAGGCACCCCAGAAAUACCUGCCCCCAUUGAGGAUUGUCCAAGCCAUCAAAGCACCUCGGUACAAAAUCCAAGAACUCUUGCCUCAGUAUAAGAGUGCAGGGGUCCUUAUUUAGGACAAAUAAAGGAUGGCAGACUGGCCACCAUGCUUUCUGAAUGACCACCAUGUGAGUUGUAGGACUUGGAGGAGGGGGGCCUGGAGGGGCUGAGCUGUGGGUCCAGGGAGGUAUUUGGGGGACAGCAAUAGGGGCACAGUCUCCCUUGAUGCUUGAGGGCUGGGCUGAGUGAAUGGAUGGUCAGAGUCUGGGCGUGGAUGGGUUAAUCAUUGGGGAUGUGCUCAGGGUAGAAGGGUCUUAUCUGAUGAGCUGGAUGUGGGGAAGGCUCACAUCAAAGUGGUCAAAACUAGGGUUGCAAAUGCCUUCCAAGGCCAGACAGGUCAUCUAAAGGAGUGCAGCAGCAGGGCUGGGAAGGCAACAGGGAGUGGUGAAGACGCUGGGCUUGCUCUAUAAGUUCUCCAUCCAGAUGGGGAAGCUACCCUUUAGCCCAGUCAGUUGCUGUCCUGCCAGGAAAUAAUGCAGGCCUCAUAUUGUCAAUCUGUAGAUUCUUCAAGAGAAUCAAGAAAUUCAAUAUUUUAGAUGAUUCCUACUGGUUUUUAAACACGAGAAACUAAUUCAGAUUGUUUUUAAAUAGUGUCAGACAAAUCAAACACAUAUGUGGGCUAUGUUGGGCCUACAGGUGGUGGGCUGGAUUCCUGUCAGAGAGUGAAGUGAGGCUGUCACUGGUUGGGAGGAGGGUACAGGAGCCAGAGAGACACUGAUGGGGCAGCCUGACAGGAGCAGGCCUCAGGUCCAGGAUGCGGAGUGAGCAGCUGUGAUAGAGGAGGUGGGGACAAGGAGGCCACAGAGUAGGAACUAAAAAGGGCUCCUCAUUCUCUCUGCUGGGUCCCUAAUCUGGAGGUGCUCAUCACUGAUCUGUGCCUAGAACUCAGGGCUUCUUUCUCCGGCAGCCUCGGCACCACAGACCAAGUGCCAGACACCUCUUUCCCUUCGGGAACCCCACAGGGUAGCUUGAGAGCACUGAGAAGCCUGGAGGAGGCCAUGACGGCAAAGGAGCCUACCCACUUCCAAGUUACCCACCCUGUCCCUGGCAAGGCAUAGACUCUGAGAAAUGCCAGGGCAUCAAGCUGGGCACCAGGAGCUCUGACAGUCCCAGAUGUGCUGGUGUCUCACUGGACCCUCUCGAGCACUUCGAUUCCUUUAUCUGUACCUCAGUUUUCCUAGUGGUGAAAUGAGCAAGUUGGACAAGAUAAUGGCUUUCAUGAAUGGGGGUGAGUAUAGUUUGAAAAGCAUAUUCAACAUUAUAGUUUUGUUUGUUGUAUUUAUUUUAUUUUUUGAGAUAGGGUCUUGCUCUGUUGCCCAGGCUGGAGUACAGUGGCAUGAUCAUAGCUCACUGCAGCCUUGAACUCUUGGCUCAAGCAAUCCUCUGGCCUUAGUCUCCAGAGUAGCUUGGAGUACAGGUGUACACCACCAUGUAGGGCUGAUUUAAAAAUAUUUUUGUAGGGACAGGGUCUUACUGUAUUGCUCAGGCUGGUCUCAAACUCAUGGCCUCAAGUGAUCCUCUCACCUUGGCCUCCCAAAGUAUUAAGAUUACAUGUAUGAGCCUGAUACAAUUUGGCUGUGUCCCCACCCAAAAUCUUAUCUUGAAUUUUAAUAAUCCCCAUGUUGGAACCAGGUGGAGAUAAUUGAAUCAUGGGGACAAUUUUCCCCAUACUGUUCUCGUGAUAGUGAGUUAGUUCUCACAAGAUCCUUUAUAAGCAGCUUCCCUGUUUGCCCAGCGCUCAUUCUCUCUUGCUGCUAUUCUGAAGAAGGAUGUGUUUGCUUCCCCUUCUGCCCGGAUUCUAAGUUUCCUGAGGCCUCCCCACCCAUGCAAAACUGUGAGUCAAUUAAACUUCUUUUCUUUAUAAACUACCCAGUCUCAGGUGUGUCUUUAUUAGCAGAGCCACUACACUGGGACUGUUGGUUGAGUUUAAAAGAAAACUGUUUUCAUGUUGCAUACCAGAAAAGGAGGAGUAUGAAAAUUUUCUCUCUGAAGGGGAUGUGGAUGUAAAGGGUAAAGAAGCAGUGGACUAGUCCAGGUGCGGUGGCUCACACCUGGAAUCCCAGCAUUUUGGGAGGCCGAGGCAGGCAGAUUACCUGAGGUCAGGAGUUUGAGACCAGUCUGGCCAACAUGGUGAAACCCUGUCUCUACUAAAAAUACAAAAUUAGCCAUGCGUGGUGGUGGGCACCUGUAAUUCCAGGCUUGGGAGGCUGAGGCUGGAGAAUCACUUGAACCCAGGAGGCAGAGGUUUCAGUGAGCUUCCAAGAUUGCGCCAUUGCACUCCAGCCUGGGCCACAAGAGUGAAACUCCAGCUAAAAAAAAAAAGCAGUGGACUUAUGGAUCUUCACUUCCCUGAUUGCUCCAGAGUCAAGAAGUCAGGGAUGUCUGCAGCAGUCCUGGAAAGGUCGACUGUGACUCACAAGUACAAGGGGUCGCUGUUUUGGGACCAAGGAAGUUGGGGUAUCUGACCAUAUUUAGGUUUUUUUUU
This is a messenger RNA of Callithrix jacchus (white-tufted-ear marmoset), 7271 nucleotides long. It is a transcript of the gene CNBD2, whose product is annotated as cyclic nucleotide binding domain containing 2. Gene Ontology annotation, molecular function: cAMP binding. Lineage: Eukaryota; Metazoa; Chordata; Mammalia; Primates; Cebidae. Gene Ontology annotation, biological process: spermatogenesis. The record is from RefSeq and is a predicted model, not a curated record.